Messenger RNA from Telopea speciosissima, 1950 nucleotides. RefSeq names its product pentatricopeptide repeat-containing protein At5g66520-like. Gene Ontology annotation, molecular function: protein binding; zinc ion binding; RNA binding. The record is from RefSeq and is a predicted model, not a curated record. Bases 1 to 1950 code for a protein of 649 amino acids. NCBI's taxonomy places the organism in Eukaryota, Viridiplantae, Streptophyta, Magnoliopsida, Proteales, Proteaceae. The transcript has a single exon. Gene Ontology annotation, biological process: RNA modification.
AUGGGCUUCAAAUCCAAUAUCUGUGGCCUCUCAUUAACGGCCAUAUUCCAUAUAUGCAAGUCCAUUGCAGAAUUCAAACAAGCGCACGCCGGGCUUGUCGUCAGGGGUCUACCUCACACUCCAUCAUCCUUACGACCCGUCAUCUCCUUCUCUGCUCUUCACCCAUCCGGGGACAUAGAUUAUGCCCUUCUUCUCAUUUUUCAAGCACCAGCGCCAACCAUCUUCCUCUUCAACACUGUUAUCCGGGGUCUUGCACGUGCCCGGCGUCCUGAUUCCCUCUGUAGUUCUGUCUUCUUAUUGAAACGGAUGGCUGAAUUUGAUCUUCCUCCUAAUAAUUUCACCUUUACUUUCCUCUUCCAAGCUUGUGCCAAAGUGGGCCGUGCCUCCUCAGACUUGGGUCAGCAAUUCCAUUCACUGGUAAUUAAGAAGUCUUUUGGAAUGGACGGGUUUGUCCGUAAUUCGAUGAUCCAGUUCUACUCGAUCUGUGAGAAACUGCAAGACGCACAACUAGUAUUCGAUGAAGUGGAUGAAUUGGACGUUGUGUCAUGGAACUCUUUGAUUGCUGCGUACCUAAGGAAUGGUGAGAUUUCAGGGGCUCUUGAUGUUUUUGAGAAAAUGCCAGAAAGAAAUGAGGUUUCGUGGAAUAGUCUGAUCAGCGGGCUGGUGAGGGUUGGUUAUCUUGAUGAUGCGCAACAGCUCUUUACCCACAUGCCCAAGAGGAAUCUAGUCUCAUGGGUUGUCAUGAUCUCCGGAUAUGCUCAACAUAGGCAGCCAAUGCAAGCUUUGGCUUUGUUCCGGGAGAUGCAACUACUAAACCAGGAACCGAAUGCUGCAGUUCUGGUGAGCAUUCUUUCUGCCUGUUCUCAGUUAGGAGCACUGGAUCAUGGGGUUUGGAUUCAUUCUUACAUUCGAAGGAACCAAACAAAUUUCGAUUCUAUAAUUUCUGCAGCUCUCAUUGACAUGUAUGCAAAAUGCGGCAACAUCAAUCUAGCAAUGCAAGUCUUUCAUUCAUCCAGAGAGAAGGAUGUUUCUGCUUAUACAACAACCAUUUCUGGGUUGGCACUCAAUGGCCAAAGCAAGGAAGCACUUUUGCUCUUUGAGCAAAUGAAGAGUGAGGGUAUUACACUAGAUAGUAUCUCCUUCACUGCAGUUUUGUGUGCUUGCAGCCACAUGGGUUCGGUGGAGAAAGGUUUCCACUACUUCAAUUCAAUGCUUGAUGUUCACAGGAUCAAGCCAGAUUUGGAUCACUAUGCCUGCAUGGUCGAUCUUCUUGGCCGUGCAGGUUUGUUGGAGGAAGCAGAAAGGUUCAUAGCUUGCAUGCCAAUAAAGCCAGACCAUGUUAUUUGGGGGGCCUUCCUUGGUGCAUGCAGAAUCCAUGGGAAUAUAGAAAUGGGUCAAAGGGUGGGGAGUUUUCUGAUAGAAUCUGAUCGAGAUCAUGAUGGACGUUACAUUAUUCUUUCGAACAUUUAUGCAGAGUCUGGUAAAGGAGAUGAUGCUGAGGAAGUUAUGAGAACUAUGCGAAGAAGAAGAAUUAAACGGGUUCCUGGGAGUAGUUUGAUCGAGGUAGAUGGUGUUGUUCACGAGUUUGUAGCCGGAGAUAGAUCCCAUGACAAGACUGAUGAGAUCUAUUUGAUGUGGGAAGACAUGGCUAGGGAGAUAAAGAAAGUUGGGUAUACGGUAGGGACGAAAGGGGUCAUGUUUGAUGUAGAAGAAGAGGAAAAAGAAGUUGUAAUUGGGUACCACAGUGAAAAAUUGGCUCUGGCUUUUGGAUUUCUUUGCACGGAGCCUGGAUCAAUGCUUCGAAUUAUGAAGAAUAUUCGAAUUUGUAGGGAUUGCCAUUCUGCUUUUAAGCACAUUUCUAUGGUUUUUAAAAGGAAGAUAGCAGUUAGAGAUAGGAAACGGUUUCAUCAUUUUGAGGGAGGGUCUUGCUCCUGCAUGGACUACUGGUGA